UGUCUUUGCUUCGGUCCGCAUUGACGCUGGAUGUAGUAGCAGAGUUGUUUUUGUGAUAACAGAUUUUAGAUUUCUGCAGUUUUGUUGAGCAAUAGCAAGCCCUUUUGUGUGGUUUCUAUUUUAGUAGGCCAGUAUGUUGCUUUGAAAUGAAAGGAUUGGAUCGAACUAUGAACCAUAUACCAGUGCUCUUGUGGGUUUUCCAGAAAUAUACAAUUCUAUAAAAGGAAACUGUACUUCUAUGCAUGAUUAUACUUUGGGUAUCCCUGAAUUUGGCUACACAUUUUGCAAGGAAGUUCUGUCGACAGCAGUUAGCUGGUACUGUAGUGAAGGCAUUAGAAGUCUACUACAAUGAUUUUGGAUGUUUACUUUACACUCGCAAUAAUGCAAUAUCUCUAUGUUUGAUGAGUGUAAUAAUACAUGCAGUAGUGUAUACAGCUCAUGACGCUACCAAUAACUUAAGUUUACUUGGUAGGCACUUGUAUCUCGUGUUUUAAUCAAAGUUGAUCAUCGCAUUGUUACCGUAGCAGUACUGCACCCAAGUCAUUGAUCCUUAGAUAUUUUGAGAGUUUAAUUUUCAACAAAAGUAUUUUUAAUGUUGUGGGAGGACCACCACUAUCUCCACUUUGUUUAUUAAAAUUUGAUAUUUCUUCAAGUAUGAGUUCUGAUGAUGAUGAUAGUUUGUACGAGCCCCGUCAUAGGAUGUCCGUGCCGUCUCGGUUCCUGCGACCGUCUCGCUCCACUUGGUACUCCUGUAGCGUAGACGAUCUGGACAGUCUAUGCUCUAUCGAUUCCAUUGAAAGGGAUGACCCUUUCAUCGGUCAUGAAGCACGAAGUCCGCCAGUUGCACAAGUCUUGCCAAAUACUCCGAACAAAUCACGUACAUUAACGACAAAUAGACCAAUUCAUGAACUCGCUCACGAACCAAAGAACCUAUUCCAACGUCAGGAUGUAAAAUAUCCGCAGAGGACUUACGAGCCAUAUAGCUCUCCAACCAGAUUGAAAGAAAUGAACGCUAUUGAUUUGUCGUUUGCGGAUCAAACAUAUGGAAUACUUAAUGAGGAAGAUACUCUGCAUCAGUCAGUUUUAUUGGAAGCAGAUACCGAACUAAAGCGUAGAGAAAAUAUCGCGGUCGGUACCGAAGAGUUGCGAAGCGGCGGAGUUGGUAGGGAUUCAUAUGUUGAGUUAUCCGAUCGUAGGCAUAGGGAUUUUGAACGUACUAAACCGUCUAAUAUCGCGAUUGCGACAUCAUACAGUCAACCUUUACCUCGUCCUCCGAUAUCUGUAGGGGCCGAGAUACAGGCUAAGCCUUCCUAUCUGACAACAGAGAAUCAUGACGGUGCUUAUUAUACGGGAGGUUUGUCCACUGGGUAUGGCGCGGGCAAGUCAUAUGAUCUGCAGUCAUGGCAACAGCAUAUGACACACCAGCAGACAAACCCUCACCUUCAGGCGCAUCUGGAACAUCUUCAUCUGUCGAGUAAAGGAUUGAAUACUGCGUUGUCAUCGCUAAAUCUAGGGGGCAGUAACCCAAAUUUAAAUCAGGAUAUUGGAUCAAUUCAAGAACCUUCACGGCUGAGUGCUGUAAUUCGGGCCAAGGAUAACAUUCUUCAAGAGAAAAACAUCAUCAUUGAUAAGCAAAAAUUAGAGUUGGCACACUAUGAGGAACAGAUAAAGGAACUGAAGUUGCAGGAUCGUCAUCGGCAGUAUGCUCGAGCUUCGGAGGAAGGGGACAUGAUGCUUAUUAAGAUACAGGAAUACCAAUAUGAAGUGAGUUCUUUAAAAGCUCAGUUGGCUGAAGUUUCAACAGCCAAAGUAGCUGAGGUGGAAAUAUUAAACAGAACAUUAGGUGAACGGGAAUAUGAAAUUGAUCAACUUAAGAAGUCUAUUAAAGAUGCUACUGCCAAUAAAACUAAAGAAGUUGAGGACCUUCGAAAAAAGCUCGUUUCAAGGGAAUCAAGAACCGAGGAAAUUAAAGGGAAGUUUGAACGGUUACGAGAAAAGUAUGAGAAAGCUAAACGUAAAGAGAGUAGUUAUAACAGCUACCUGCAAGAACUGCCUACCAUGAAGGAUCAUCGCAACAAUGUAGAAAGAUUGAAAAAUUUGAAAGAGAAAGAAACGUUACUGACAGAGAGGAUCAACCAUUUAGAAAGCUCACUUGCAGAAGUACGGAAGGCCAGUCGAGGCAAAGACACGGAGUUGAGUGAACUUCACAUGUCUGUAGAAAGUUACAAGGAGGAGAUCAGUAAAUUAAAGAUAGUGAUUGGUGCAAAUGGAGGAAGUGAUGUAGAAAAUCUGAAGCUGUUUAAAGAGAAGGAUAUCGAUGAAUUGAGAAAGGAGAAUGAUGUUCUGCGAAAAGAUGUCAGUCGCCUUCAACAGCUUGUUGACAGCAAACAUUCAAAACUAAGAAGCAUGCAUGAACAGACUAAGGAUAAGUUUAGGUCUUUAGAAGGGAGGGUAGAGCAGGAGGAGAGCACGGUGCACUCACUGAGAGAGGCACUCCAGACAAAGGACAGAGACCUAGAGAAAAUGCAAGAAUCAAUGAGACAGUUGGCGGCUCAAAGCCAAGAGAUGUACGAGCAUAAUCUGAAUCUGACAGAGAAAUGUCAGGAACUUGAGAAGGCUGUGUCACAAGAUUACAUUGAGUACAGUCAGCAGCUUCUGCUGGAGAUCUCAGCUUGCGUGACAGACCUUCAGUGUCUGGUGCAUAUAUUAGUGGAACAAGCAGAAGGCAAGGAACCCAACAUGUCUAUGCUACUGGGCGUCAAAUCAUUACCAUCGAUGCUUGACUCUGACGGAGAUGCAACCAGUACCAGCAAGGAAUCGAUGAAGUCUAAACUGAAACAGGUUCAACAUUUACAGGCAGACAUCGACAAGCUCCGCUCCAUGCUGUCCGACAAAUACGCUGAAGACCUUGGGGAUCAGUGUGUAACGCACUGAAGAGUGUUGUAAUCACUCUCACUAACAUUGGCAGUGGCAGAGGUUAUUCUGUAACAUACUAAAGACUUGCUCUUUGCUGGUUAACUCAUGUUGUCACAGUGGCAGAAAACAGUGAGCUUACUACUUCCAUGUAAAUUCAAUCAAGACUUUAUAGUAAUUAUUCAUUGGUUUUUUAUGAACUGAGGAGCUUAGUCAUCUUUGUGUAACACCAUGUUACUGUAGCGAACAUCAGUUUGCCUAAGAGGAUCAUAAAAUUCAUGAUUUUCAUUCAUGAACCCUCUGAAGACACUUGUAAUUGCUGUGAAUGUAACACAGUGAUGUCACAGAGGCAGAGAUCAAUGAGCUACAGUAUCCUGCAUCCGUGCUACAAGACAUUCAUUCAAGACUUUAGUGAUGAUUGUUCAACUCACUGAAGACUGGUCAUUCUUUAUCUAACCUUGUGAUGUCACAUUGGCAGAGAUCAUCAAGUCCAGAUUCAUGCUGUCCAGACAGAUUUAUCAAAGACUUUGGGAAUGAGUAUGCAGCACAUUGAAGAUAUUGGUGAUCUUAGUGGAUUGCUGUGUUGUCAGAGAUGAAUUUUUAUAACACUGAAGAGUAUGGUCCUCUAUUUGUGAAACAGUGAUCUCACCGGGGCAGAGAUCAAUUUGUUUAUUCAUGUUACCAGACAAUAGCAAUGCAUAAAAUUGGGAUGUCACAUUGGCAGAGAGCAAUAAACUUAGAUCCAUUCUGUCCAACAGAUACAAAGUGAUCACUGCAUUCAACAGAAAUGUAACAUGUCUCUUUGUUGCCCUUUGAACCUUGUUUAAAAUGGCUGGUUAUUUUUUUUUUUUUUCUUUUUUGGGGAAACAUUAUAUUUAAAUGGAUUUUAAUAUUCUAUAAAUCUAUGAUAAACAGUUUGAUUAAUUCAUUUAUGUUUAUGUUGAACAAAAAUCGUUUUAUACCAAAACAAUAACAUUGGCAAUGUUUAUCCAUAUGAGAUAUUUAUUAUUGUUGUUUUUAUUUAAUUUAUUAUAAUCGGUAUUAAUAUUAUUUAUUGACCUUUAUCAAAAAACAUGGUUUAUUAUGUUGUAUGUAUAUCUCUGUAUGCUCCCUUGAAAAUUUAAAGAUACCAACAAAAUACUUAUAUUAAAAACAAUAUGCAAAAUUAUAUACAUAAGCUGGGAAUUGUAGUGUAAAAUGUGUGUAUGUGUGUACGGACAGAUUUAGUUAUGAGAAGAAUGUUGGUGUUGGGAGAAUGUCGGUGUUGGGAGAAUGUCAAGUGCGUAUAGAGAAGGUCUAUGUGUGAUAUACAUUAGGGCGUAUAUGAUGCAUCAGGGUGUAUGUGGAUUUCUGUCGGUGGAUCUUCGUGUUGUGUGGCUGGAUAUUUCUGUGUGUGUGUCAGAGUGUGUAUGGUUUUGUAUCAUGGGGGAGGAUAUGUCAGGUUUUGUAUGUUUAAUGGAAAAUACCGUAAUAUAGUUAUGUAGUAGUUAUAGAUUCUUUCUCGAUAUGUCGCAAUUUUUAUAACUAUCAGUAUUUUUCUAAAAAUCAUCUUGUGUGUCAAAUAUUUCCUAUACAAUCUGCAGAGUUUUUAUAAAUAUUGAAUGUAAAACAUGAAAAACAACUCCAUAUACAAUCUUGAUAAAUUAAGUUUGAAAAAUAUUCUUCAGAAUAUACUACAGUAUAAAAGUGAUAUUUAUUAAUAUCAAUAACAUUUAAAAUGAAUUAAUCAAAUAUAGGUCUUCUAGAAAAUGAAAUAUGUUAUUAAUUAUCAUAUUCAAGAUUGCCUUGAUUGUUCUACAUUUAAUUAAAUAAUGAGUACAAGUAUAAUGUCAUUAAACUCCUUUGCCAUGCUUGCAUUUACUUUAAAUACUGCUUUUCUGCAUCCCCCACCAAUAGAGGAUGCUGUUGUAUUAACCUGACAAUAGAGGGGGCUAUCACCCAUUUCCACUUUGUCUUAAUUGUACUAAAAUGACAAAUAGUUUACAUGUAGAACUUUCAGUUUCAAUUUAUUUUUUGAUUUCUCUUAAAUAUAAACAUACUGGGAUAUUCAUUUUUGAUGAGCUGCACUGUGAAAUGUAGCCACAUUUAUGUGUAUAUUAGAAUGUAGUAUAUAUAUACACUACAUAAAGAUUGCUGCUAUAAUAUUACAAACUUUUUCACUUAUUUUAUUUUAGAACUAUCAGAACUAGAAAUUUACGCAGUACUUUUCUAUUAUAGGCCCAUACAGUACAUACAUGUUUGUUGUAUAAAGAUAGAUAUUGGUAUAUUUAAAAACAUAAAACUAUUAAAAAAGGAAAAAUAUAUCAAGAUAUGAGAUAUAGAAUAUGUUAAUGUAUGUAUAUGUGAGGUGUGUUUUGAGACAAUUUAUGAUGUCAAUAUAAUUAAAUGAAAUUCUCAUAUAAUCAAAACAAAGAUGACAAACAACGGAAUAGAAUAAUACAAUUAGAAGAUGGUAACUUUUUGUGGCCUGCCAUCCCAAACCAGCAUGUUUGUCACUAAAUGUUAAACGGAGUAUUAGCAUAAAGAAUGUUGGAGUAUAAUUGUAUACUUCAAUACAGAGGAGCCAUAAUACUUUUUCUCAUAACUUUGGCAGUAGUAAGUCGAUUUCAGUAAAUGACCUAUCAUUUUAAUAUUUAUAGUGUGGAGAAUAUGAAUGUACUAAAAACUCAAUUUUCUUGGUUUGAAAACUAAUGCUGGUUUUGGCAUGGCAAGUGCCAUUUGUUGAAAGCAAAUAUGAACUUACAAAUUAGAAAGAUGAACUUAACUUAAAAAGAUUCAUUGGUUGAUAGAAAACUGGAGCUUUAUACAGUGGUACUGUAAGAGGUUUCAAAAAGGGUGUUUUCCUUCAUCGGCAGCGGCAAACAAAUCUCUAUUCAAGUUUGAAAUUGUUUAAUUUAGAGAUUGGCUAGCAUAUGGAUAGGGAAGGGGUGUAAAAACCGUUCUUGUAAUUUGUUGGUUACUGUAAUUAGAUGUAAUUAAAAAAUUACUGUAUUUGAAUGAAAUUUGAAAACAGUUCUUUUGAGGGCUUUCACUUAUCUUGUGUGUUCAUAUAUUUCUUUGCUUUCUAUUGUCCUAAUUAAUAUAAUGAUCUAACCAUUUGUUUUGCUACAGGGUAACUACCUGUCUGGUGCAAUAUUUAUUUACAUUGUUUGGUUCAAUUCGCGUUAUUUUUUUGACUAUCUCUUAGUUUUGUUUUGAAGCAUUCCAGUUGAAAAAGAAAAUGUGUUGAAAAGGCUGUAUAAUAUCUUGCAUGUGUGUUAAAAAUAUCAUUAAGCUUUAUAUCUAGAUUUUUUCUGGUUUCUUUCCUUAUUUAGUAUGCCUGCAUACAAGUAUAGCAGAUAGAAUUUAUGAUCACACUGUUCUCAAAAAUGUUUGCUAAAUACAGAAUAUUGAGCAAUAUUUGUAUAUUUUUAGGGCACUAUUGGAAAAUAGUGACCUAAAAGAACUAUUAUUGCCUUAAGAAUUCAAGUUAUUAAUUUUGUUUUUUGUUAUAUUUAAUAUUUUUAAUAUUGUAAGCUUUCUGAUUUGUUUGAUGUGCAUGUUAUAAUAUUAGUAAUAAUAUAAAAUGAGGGUAUUUUAUUACUAUUAUUAUUAUUAAUGAUAUUAGUAGAGAACUUAACCGAUCAGAUUUAUUUUUCAUGUAUUUUCUUUAGAUAUAUACAUUCUAUUGAAAUGAAUAAAGAGUUGUCAUACAGGUUA
Anneissia japonica is the source of this 6612-nucleotide messenger RNA. RefSeq names its product centrosomal protein of 85 kDa-like. The transcript has 11 exons. Bases 655 to 2934 code for a protein of 759 amino acids. Gene Ontology annotation, cellular component: centrosome. Lineage: Eukaryota; Metazoa; Echinodermata; Crinoidea; Comatulida; Comatulidae. The record is from RefSeq and is a predicted model, not a curated record.